Helianthus annuus (common sunflower) is the source of this 1419-nucleotide messenger RNA. Its product is annotated as non-structural maintenance of chromosomes element 1 homolog. Gene Ontology annotation, cellular component: Smc5-Smc6 complex; nucleus. Gene Ontology annotation, biological process: DNA damage tolerance; double-strand break repair via homologous recombination. Lineage: Eukaryota; Viridiplantae; Streptophyta; Magnoliopsida; Asterales; Asteraceae. Gene Ontology annotation, molecular function: ubiquitin-protein transferase activity. The transcript is spliced from 6 exons. The coding region runs from base 147 to 1193 and encodes 348 amino acids. The record is from RefSeq and is a predicted model, not a curated record.
GCCAACAUUUCCCCAAUCACCGAUUUUCCCCAAAAUUUGCCUGAAAGGCUACGAAGAAAACUAGGGUUUCCCUCAAACCCCUCUUCACCUUCUUCAUCUUGUUCCCCAAAUUAGGGUUUCAGAAACUCUAUUUCUACACUGGAACUAUGCCGCCGUUAUCAUGGAGACACCAUACGCUCAUUCAAGCUGUGCUUUCUCGCGGCCCGCUCAAGGAGAACGACUUUCACUCCAUCUUCUCUGACGUCACCGGCAAAACCCUAGAUUCUCAUAAACGAUUAUUCAACGAAUAUCUAAAGGAGAUAAACAGGGAGCUUGCUUAUGUUCAGUUUGAGUUACGCGCAUGCAGAAAUCAAUAUGAUGGUUUUGUAUAUUAUGGAGUAAUCAACACUGUUGCAGAUGAGCAAUCAAAGCUUGGAACAAAAUACUCCGUUCCACAGAUUGCUUUCUACAAGGGCAUUAUUGAAGCCAUAGUUCAAGAUACCACAGCUCGGGGAACUAUUUCCAAUAUUGAAGCUCUGAAUAUUCGGCUAGAAAACCAGGUUGGUUCAUCUGAAAUACCUCCAGCGCUCAAGAAUUUCUCGAUGUCUCAUAAAGAGAAAGCUAUACACGAAUUUAUUCAGGACCAAUGGUUGUGUGCCACAUCAGAUGGUAAUAUUGGACUUGGUGUGAGAUCGUUUCUGGAUCUCCGGAGUUGGUUUCAUAAUAAUGAAGUACCUAAAUGUGAUGUCUGCAAUGAAGCUGGAAUUAAGGCAGACUUAUGCCCGAAUGAAAAUUGUACUGUUCGUAUCCAUGAGUACUGUCUAAAGGCGAAGUUCUCACUAACAAGGAACGAAAAGGUCUGCCCUGGUUGUGGUACACAAUGGCCAUAUGUAGUGACAAAAGCAGAAGCUGUUGAGGAAGAAGAAGAUGAUACAGAGGUCCAUCAGCAACCUCCUGAACCCUUAAGGCGAAAGACGUCAAGGGGUUCACGACAAGUUCAAGAAGAGGGGUUAAAUGAACCAUCAAGUAGAAGGCUCAAAAGAUCCAGAAACAAUGAAGAUCAGGAGUUGGCCGGUCAAUCUCAGAGUCAAUCGUCAACACAAACCUUUCGUAAAGCAAAACUUGAAAAAUUAACAGCUGUCGAGGUUGAUAAUGGUGGGCCAGGCCCAUCGACAAGGAGGGCAACCCGAACUUCAACCCGAUUACACCGUUAAGUGAAGUGAAGUAUUAUUUUUGUAUUAGAGGCUAAGCCAGUUAGUUAUGGACAUAAGCCAGUUAGUUAUGGACCGUGAAUGGGUAUUUUGUACAUUUGUUGGUAACGAUUUUAACCUGUGAAAACUAGGAUGUUUUUUGUUUUGAGAAGUUUGUUAAAAAGUUUAUGUAGUUAUUGGAAUGAUGGAUGUAACUAUGUGGAAAAUGAUAAACUAUGAUGUUUGUUUA